GUCGCGCAUUCCGCUGGUGACAACAGUGUGACGGGUGAAACGUCGUCCCGAGACGUCGUUGCUUCGAAGAACUCGUGGCAGUUUUACCGGGAACAGUGUCGUCCAACGUGGUUCGCCUUGCUCUCUAUUUUCCAGAGGACUUUCUCAGUCUACGUUGGCAGAUUCCCGUGGACCCAUCGCCGGACUAGUAAUUUCGUAUUCCGCGUACCGAUAGAACAGAGUCAGUGAAAGAGACGCGACGCGACAGUGAGAGGAGGGAGAACGAAGGAAGCUGGAUCGAGGAAGGAUCGAGCGAUCGAGGAGGGUGCUCUGGUCCAGGUGAUAGACGCGAAGGGGAUACCGCUCGACCUUGGUCGACGCUGGUCUCGAGGGUUAUUUUAAAAGAGGGGCAAGGCCGCUUAUGGUGCGGCAGGCCGAGCGGUUCCUGAGAACGAAACGGGCAGACGGUCGAUCGGGAAGCGGGGCUGAAAAUAGAGAGCAGGUUCCACGGAGAUAAGAGAUGACACCGGACACGGAUCUUCCACGCUCGUAGUUUCGUCGAGGUAUUAUGAACCUGGAAUUGCCAUCGAGUUCUCUGUUGCCCGUGGAGAUUGAGGUAUGGCCGCGGUAGCCGGCAUCUAUGGCUUCUCAGAGGAGCGACACGCCAGAUAUUCCGAGCAUCGGCAGCAUCCAUCGCUGCCGAAACUCAGCAGCCAGGACGAGGAUGGGCCGAACCCACACACCCAAUACUCAGGCGUUACGCAGUUCGAGCCCAUACCGCACGAUCAUGACUUUUGCGAGAGGGUCGUCAUUAACGUGAGCGGGCUACGGUUUGAGACGCAGCUGCGUACGCUGAACCAAUUUCCGGACACGCUCCUUGGCGAUCCGCACCGGCGGAUCCGAUACUUCGAUCCGCUACGCAACGAGUACUUCUUCGACCGGAAUCGGCCCUCCUUCGACGCGAUACUUUAUUAUUACCAGAGCGGUGGCAGGCUCCGUCGCCCGGUCAACGUUCCUCUCGAUGUCUUCUCCGAGGAGAUCAAGUUCUACGAGCUGGGCGAGCUGGCCACCAACAAGUUCAGGGAGGACGAAGGGUUCAUCAAGGAGGAGGAGAAGCCGCUGCCGUCGCACGAGAUGCAAAGGAAGGUCUGGCUGCUGUUCGAGUACCCGGAGAGCUCGCAGGGCGCCCGGGUGGUCGCCAUAAUAUCCGUGAUCGUGAUCCUCCUGUCGAUCGUGAUAUUCUGCCUGGAGACCCUGCCGGAGUUCAAACACUACAAGGUCUUCAACACGACGACGAACGGCACGUUGAUCGAGGAGGACGAAGUGCCGGACAUUACGGACCCGUUCUUCCUAAUAGAGACUAUUUGUAUCAUCUGGUUCACGUUCGAGUUAUCGGUGCGCUUCCUCGCCUGUCCAAAUAAACUGAACUUCUUCCGUGACGUAAUGAACUUCAUCGACAUCAUCGCGAUCAUUCCUUACUUCAUCACGCUCGCCACCGUGGUGGCCGAGGAGGAGGACACGAUUGAUCUACCAAAGGCGCCGGUAAGCCCGCAGGACAAGAGCACGAACCAGGCGAUGUCCCUGGCGAUACUCAGGGUCAUCAGGCUCGUCAGGGUGUUCCGGAUAUUCAAGCUGUCCAGGCACAGUAAAGGCCUCCAGAUCCUCGGCCGUACGCUCAAGGCCUCCAUGAGGGAGCUCGGCUUGCUCAUCUUUUUCCUUUUCAUCGGUGUGGUGCUAUUCUCAUCGGCGGUAUACUUCGCGGAGGCCGGCUCCGAGAAUUCGUUCUUCAAGUCCAUUCCGGCCGCGUUCUGGUGGGCCGUUGUCACGAUGACGACCGUGGGCUAUGGUGACAUGACGCCCGUGGGAGUCUGGGGGAAGAUCGUGGGCUCUUUGUGCGCGAUCGCUGGUGUGCUGACGAUCGCCCUGCCUGUCCCUGUCAUCGUCUCCAACUUCAACUACUUCUAUCAUCGUGAGACUGACCAGGAAGAAAUGCAGUCGCAGAACUUCAAUCACGUGACCAGCUGCCCGUAUCUCCCUGGUCAACACUUGAAGAAGAGCUCGAUGUCGGAAUCGUCGUCGGAGAUAAUGGAGCUGGAAGAGGGCAUACUGCUCACUCAUCCUGAGAUUACGAAGAAGCCCAACUGCAACCCUCGCCAUAAUAACAAUAUUAAUCCAGCCUGUAUGAGCAUCGAGACUGACGUCUGACUACUAGUGAAGGAGACGGUGGCAACGUGGUGGUCAAUGCUGGAACAGUUGUCGAAGAACAGCUACAGCCCCCUACGGUGCCUGACGUAGGCCUCCUUCACACGUCGUCGUAGUCGCGCUAGCUGCGAGCGCUAGCGACAGCGCGUGUACGCAUGCGCACUUGCUGUUGGAUCAUACGCGGCUGCGCAUGCGCACUCGCGCGCCAACCCGCCGUCUGUCCAUAGUCUGUCAAUACGAGGGGUGCUUCCAAUCCAUUACUACGUGUCAACGAGACAAGAAAGGACGAGAGAAUAAAAGAGUAACGGAGAAAUUCAACGACCAAGAAUCGGCUGACUAAUAGGUGCCACAUAAUUUCUUCCAUCGGCGCGACGCGAGAACGGAAUAGCCGUCGGCGGAAGAGAGUUCGAGAGCGAGCGAAAAAGUGAAUGAAAAGGGGGGGGAUAAACGAACGGGAGAAGAUAGAGGAAAAGGCGGAGAAACGUUGAGAACGACUUUCGAGAUAAAAAGAGUCCGACAUAAGGGCGAAAAAGGGCGGUGAACGAGGAAAGAGGUGGCAACAUUUUCGACGGAAGAAGCAUCGUCGAAAACGAGACAGCCGCUUCGGAGGUGUUACGGUACACGCGCACCCCACGUAGGGACCUACGUGCUAAUAAGGGGAUGGAGCAGGAUAUUUCAGUCGCGCGUCCACUCCCCACACCACCGA
Molecule: messenger RNA, 2887 nt
Organism: Eufriesea mexicana
Lineage: Eukaryota; Metazoa; Arthropoda; Insecta; Hymenoptera; Apidae
Gene: shaker
Product: potassium voltage-gated channel protein Shaker
Exons: 9
Coding region: 598-2184 (528 amino acids)
Biological process (GO): potassium ion transmembrane transport; protein homooligomerization; action potential
Cellular component (GO): voltage-gated potassium channel complex; membrane
Molecular function (GO): protein binding; delayed rectifier potassium channel activity
Source: RefSeq, a predicted model, not a curated record